Malania oleifera is the source of this 2217-nucleotide messenger RNA. Its product is annotated as pectinesterase 3. Gene Ontology annotation, biological process: cell wall modification. The transcript has 2 exons. The record is from RefSeq and is a predicted model, not a curated record. NCBI's taxonomy places the organism in Eukaryota, Viridiplantae, Streptophyta, Magnoliopsida, Santalales, Ximeniaceae. Bases 225 to 1967 code for a protein of 580 amino acids. Gene Ontology annotation, molecular function: pectinesterase activity; pectinesterase inhibitor activity.
AACAAAUGAUUCAAUCUUGACAAAGAAGCAUCUUGGAACAACACUCCUUUCUCUCUGUUCCGGCUCCCGUAUCUUAUAAAAAGACCUCAAGACAGAGACACCCACCCCAAAAUGUCCUAAACUCCUCCUUCCAUUUUUCCAUUUCCCAUUCCUUCAACCAAACACCCUCCAAUUCAAAUUCACACUUCGGACUGCCCUUAAACCCACCCUCGUCAGUCUUCGCCAUGAACCCUACAAAGUCCUUCAAGGGCUACGGCAAGGUCGACAACGUCGAAGACCAAGCCUUCCACCGCAAAACCCGCAAGCGUCUCAUCAUCGUUACCUUCUCCUCCCUCCUCCUCAUUGGCCUCGUCGUCGGCGCCGUCGCCGGCAUCCUCAUUCACAAGCGCAACUCCGAUGAUGGCAUACCUUCCAGCUCCGUCUCCCCCGCGCAGUCGAUUAAGGCGGUCUGCAAUGUGACGCCGUACCCCGACGCCUGCUUCUCCAGCAUCUCCGCCCUCCACCUCCCCAAUACCACCGACCCCGAAGAGAUCUUCAAGCUCUCCCUGCAAGUCGCCAUCGCCGAGCUCUCCAAGCUCCCCUCCCUCCCGGACCGCCUCGCCGCGAAGUCCACCGACCCCCGGAUCCGCGCUGCUCUCGCCGUCUGCCAGACCGUGCUGGAGGACGCCGUCGACUUCGUGAACGACUCGAUCUCGUCCAUGGCGGCGGGAAAGUCCGGCGAGAUCCUGUCGGCGGGUAAGAUCGAGGACGUCAGGACCUGGCUGAGCACCGCCGUCACGGAUCAGGAGACCUGCCUGGACGCCCUCCGGGAAAUGAACUCGUCGCUGGUGGAUAGCGUGGCGGCGGCGAUGCGGAACUCGUCUGAGUACACGAGCAACAGCUUGGCCAUUGUGGCGAAGAUUUUGGGGAUUUUGAAGGAUUUCGAUCUUCCGAUUCACCGGAGGAGGCGGCUGUUGGCGGAAUCGGGUUCGGACUCCGGUUACCCGGAGUGGGUGGGGGCGGGUGUGCGGCGGCUGCUGCAGGAAGAGAGGCUGACGCCGGAUGUGACGGUGGCGAAGGACGGCACCGGAGAUUACAAGACAAUAAAGGAGGCAGCGAAGGCGGUGCCGAAGAAGAGCGAGAAGAGGUUCGUGAUAUACGUGAAGGCAGGGAAGUACGUGGAGAACGUGGAUUUGGACAAGCACCGGUGGAACGUCAUGAUCUACGGCGACGGCAGCGACAAGACCAUCUUGUCCGGCAGCUUGAACUUCAUCGACGGCACUCCUACUUACGCCACUGCCACUUUCGCUGUAAUGGGAAAGGGCUUUAUCGCAAGGGACAUAAGGUUCGAGAACACGGCGGGGGCGGCGAAGCACCAGGCGGUGGCGCUCCGUUCCGGCUCCGACUGUUCCGUCUUCUACCGCUGCUCCUUUGACGGCUUCCAGGACACCCUUUACCCCCACUCCAACCGCCAGUUCUUCCGCGACUGCGACGUCACCGGCACCAUCGACUUCAUCUUCGGCGGCGCCGCUGCCGUCUUCCAGAACUGCAACAUCCGGCCCCGGAAGCCGCUGCCCAACCAGUUCAACACCAUCACCGCGCAGGGGAAGAAGGAGCCUGAGCAGAAGUCGGCCUUCUCCCUCCAACACUGCAACCUCACCCCUCUCGGCAACUUCACCGAGCCGACCUACCUCGGCCGCCCCUGGAAGAAUUUUUCCACCACGGUGAUUAUACAGUCCUUUAUCGGGCCGUUCUUGCAGCCGGUGGGCUGGAUCGAAUGGGUCAAGGGGGUCAACCCGCCCGACACCAUAUUCUACGGGGAGUACCAGAACACGGGCGCCGGGUCGGCAGUUGACAAGCGGGUCACGUGGGCCGGGUACUACCCGAGCAUCACGGCGGAGCAGGCUGGGAAGUUCUCGGUGGAAUAUUUACUCGAAGGCGGCGAAUGGUUGCCGGACGCCAAGGUGGCCUUUAAUGUGUCUAUAUGAUUUUAUCUGCAAAGACUCUCUUCCUCGUUAAAAACAUGAUCAUUAGAUUUUUUUUUUAGGAGAUGAAAUCCGUAACGGCAUAACUAUGUAUGUUGAUAGUAUGUUCCUCACUUUCUUUGUAGUAAUUUUGUAAUAUUCAAUUUUUUUUCCAUCAAAACAAACAAUAUUAUAAAGUUAAUCUUAUUAUCCUGUAAUGUUUGAUUAUCGGGAUCUUAGAAAUCACCGAUAAUAAAACAAGUUUUGAUUGAAA